AUGCCGACCCAACCGCUGUACCCAGCCUAUCUCCCGACCAGGCCAGACGGCUUCCAGCCGACAAUCGAUGUGCCGUUCUUUGAGGCCGAAGAACCCGGUGUGCAGGCCAAAGCCUCCCCCUCCUCCAUCUUCCGGGACGGCGGCGGCGGCGCCAGAGUGGAGAACAUCACGCCCCGCGUCGGCGCCGAGAUCCGGGGCAUCCAGCUUAGCCAAUUAUCCAAGGAGGGGCUCGAUGAGGUUGCGUUAUUCGCGGCCGAGCGAGGUGUUCUUGUUUUUCACCCCACGAUGGGAUAUCCCAAAGGCACCGGCCCAGACUUCCACGUCGUCUAUGCCGAUGAGAAAGCAGGCAACCUCCGCACCCUCCUCGGCCCCCGCACAACCUACGACCUAUGGCACAUUGACCAAACCUUCACACCCAACGUCCCCUCAACAACCUUCUUCUGGGUCCUCGAGCAACCGGCCUCGGGCGGCGGCGACACGGCCUUCACCUCCCUCACAGCAGCCUACGCCGCCCUCUCCCCCGCCUUCCGCCGCACCCUAGGCGGCCUGCGCCUCCUCCACACCUCGGCGUCGGUCGGCGAAGUCGCCCGCGUCGGCGCCGAGCGCGCCCUCCGCGAGGCCGUCUCCACCACGCACCCGCUCGUCAUCCGGCACCCCGUCACAGGGCAGCCGAGUCUGUUUGUGAAUCCGACGAUUGCGCGCGCGGUAGAAGGGUUCCUGCCCGACGAGUCGGACGCGCUGUUGGGGUUCUUGCAUAAUCACAUCAAGAGUUUGGAUUUCAGCUGCAGGGUGCGGUGGGAGCCCGGGUCGGUCGUGGUGUGGGAUCAGAGGAGCGUUGCGCACAGUGCCGUGCCGGAUUUCAAGGAGGGGGAGAGGAGGCACAUGGUGAGGAUUAUACCGUAUGGAUCGCGGCCUGAGCCUGCUUUUCCUGAGGAGCAUAAGCGGGGUGGAGGGGAAUGA
Molecule: messenger RNA, 960 nt
Organism: Colletotrichum orchidophilum
Lineage: Eukaryota; Fungi; Ascomycota; Sordariomycetes; Glomerellales; Glomerellaceae
Exons: 3
Coding region: 1-960 (319 amino acids)
Cellular component (GO): cytoplasm
Molecular function (GO): 2-oxoglutarate-dependent dioxygenase activity
Source: RefSeq, a predicted model, not a curated record